AUGGCCAUCAUGGUGUGGAUCACCGCCCUGAGCCUUGCAGGAGCUGCUUUCGCUGCUCGCCUUCACGAGGAUCUCACAAGUAAGGGCCGCUUGGUGGACGACUCGGUGGACUGUUCUCUUCGCGAUCCGGUUCCAUGGCCCGGCCCGUUUUCAGAAGGUGUCUUUGGAAAUCCAAAAGUCGAGUCUUGGGUGAGCCAGCCCAGAUGGAGGAUCAUGUACGUACCGGACCAUGUGAUCCAUCCGAAAGACUGCGAGCUGUAUUUCGAUUACCUCCCAGUCGUCGGGGCUUUCGUGCGCCCCGAAAUGAGGAUCCAAAAAGACACAGAGGGAAAGAUUCAUAGUUUUUGUGAAGUUGCAACGUGGAGGGGGGGACGAUGGGAUCCCCCCGCUCUUUGCAGGGUCGACGAGGGAGACACAACGUGGAAGAAGGCAGAAGAGAUAGCGGACGAACACUGUGUGUACCUUCUCUGCCACUUGUCAACGACGGGUUCGUGGAAGAAAUUGUGGUUCUUCCGUCGUCAGGCAGCUCUAAAAAGGGCUUUACAAAUGCCCUGGAAACGUGAACUGCAAAAGCAAGGGCACAAGAGCUAUGGAGUUGAAGAUGCGUACAAGAAAUGUUGGCACGGACCCGGCCUGCUCCCCGACUUUGAUGAUUUUGCGCGCCGCCACAGGCUGAUGCAGGAUGGGAAUGAGACCUAUUUUAACAAGACAGUGUGCAAAUGCCGCACCGCAAACGACUGCACUUAA
Cladocopium goreaui is the source of this 747-nucleotide messenger RNA. The record is from the annotation of a GenBank genome assembly. NCBI's taxonomy places the organism in Eukaryota, Dinophyceae, Suessiales, Symbiodiniaceae.